This is a messenger RNA of Penicillium manginii, 552 nucleotides long. RefSeq lists its product as uncharacterized. The record is from RefSeq and is a predicted model, not a curated record. NCBI's taxonomy places the organism in Eukaryota, Fungi, Ascomycota, Eurotiomycetes, Eurotiales, Aspergillaceae. Bases 1 to 552 code for a protein of 183 amino acids. The transcript is spliced from 2 exons.
AUGCCGGUAAUGUUACUUGGGAAUUACCGCAUCAAUUGCUAUCUGGACGUGGCUAGUAUAAUGUAUAAGCCACCGCCUGCCGAGCACCCCAGCGACGACGAGUUACCCUCCGCCGGGGAUGUCAACAGUCUGGCCCACCUCUUCAAGUAUUGGGGCCGGUGGCACUCGAUCCUCUUCCUCAUCAUCAUGAUUGUUGCCGCUGGCGUGCACCGCGCCGUCCAAUGUUACAUCAAACUUAAGUUUGAUAUCUCCCGCGCCCGGGCCCUGGCAGACAUACAAUUGGACCUGGAGGCCGCCCGCGCCACAUGUCUCCCCGUCUCGCGGGCUCACAGCCCCGUUCGGACUCCCAGUCCCGUCCCCUCCAUCUCUCAAUUCGCGCCCUCCCAACGCCUCAUUGGUCCUCCUGGACCCUCCACCUCCUCUGAAGAGGAGAUGUCGCCAGUGCUGCCCCCCGGGCCACCAGCAACCAAUUUGCGGCGCGGCAGAGGCGCCAAGGGCGCAGCCACGAGCCAGCCAAAGGGGAAGGACAGGGACAAAGAGAAGAAGGGCUAG